Molecule: messenger RNA, 4197 nt
Organism: Misgurnus anguillicaudatus (oriental weatherfish)
Lineage: Eukaryota; Metazoa; Chordata; Actinopteri; Cypriniformes; Cobitidae
Source: RefSeq, a predicted model, not a curated record
CGUUUAAACACUCACCUGAGGUUGUAGUACUACUAUCCAGCCACAGUGCGCUGGUACUGUAUCUGCGUGAAUGCGCGCGCUGCUGCUGCGUUCUCGUGCACUCGUGCAGUAGUUCGGUUACCGCACGGCCUUCAUGCUGUUACCACACAGAUAUCAGUGCAUAUCGUCAGGAUUUUCCCUCUUUGAAGCAUAAAUGGCCUCCGGAGCCGAAAGAGCAGAGCCUGGAGACAGCGAUCAGGAUGAAGAAGAUGUUUAUGAAGUGGAGAGGAUUAUUGACAUGAAAGUGGAGGAGGGAGAGGUGCUGUAUCGGGUACGAUGGAAGAACUAUUCGUCGGACGACGACACCUGGGAGCCCGAGGCCCACCUGGAUGACUGCAGGGAAGUGCUACUGGCCUACAAGAGAAACCUGGCUGAGAUUAAGCUUAAGAAAGAAGCUGGCAUGAAGCUGCCUACAAAGAGUGAUUUGUUUGAUGCCGAAUCUGAAAGUGAGGGCGAAAAAGACAAACCCAUAGAAUCACCCACAAAGAAGAAGAAGAAGAAAAAGAAGAAAGUAGAUGAAUCUGAAGAUGAAAUGUCAGUGAAGGAAAAGAAGAAAAAGAAAAAAUGGAGGGAGGACAAACCUCUGCCAGCUCCAGAGUCUGAUGAAGAGGAGGAGAGGAGAGAUCCUUCCCCCACACCUCCUAAAAAAGAGCAGAAGAAGAGACUCAUUGAUUCUGAUGAAGAUGACACCCCAGUUUCCAUUAAGAAACCAAAGAAAGAUGAAGGAAAGUCAAAGAAAGACUUUAUAGAGGAUCACAAGAAAAAGAAAAUCAAGUCAAAGAAGGAGAUUGAGUCUUCAGACGAUGAAAGUGACAAGAGCGACGUGCCCUCUGAGUCCUACACGGACGAUACGACAAACACAGAACCCCGCAGCGAAUCCUCCAAAACCAUGACGGCCAAAGCCGUGGACAAACCUGCUCGAAGUGAGAGUGGGGGCGAUUCUAAGCACCUCAAGCAGAAAAAGGGGAAGUCUGAUACUAAGCUGCAAGGUUUUAAAGACCUGGUUCAGGAAAAGAAAGCUAAGAAACCAGAGCUUUCGGGGGCCACACUCAAAGAGAGUGGUUUAAACAAGCUUAAGAGUUUAACAAGUGGCAAGGGUAUGAGCAAGUCUUCUCGCAGUGAGGAGGAGCCAGACUCCAGCGACACAGGGGCGACGACGUCGACAUCCAAAACAAAGGUCAAAAGCAAAGGGCAGGAAGCUGCCCCACCUCCUCAAAGACUGUCAUCUGCGUCUUCUUCCUCUUCUUCUUCCACGUCAUCAACAGCCCCCUCUAAGCCCAAAGAGGAGGAGCCAAAAGAGGAAGGUGGGGAGAAGGGAGGUUCCUCAACCAACCUGUUUGAAAAGUUCCUGUUGAAUUGUGAGGCGAAAGAUCGUGCACCAAGAAGACCAGGAGAACAGAACAAGAGCGUGGCACCCAAGGCUUCAGGGAAAAAUGACAAGAAAACAAAAGUGUCAAAGCAAUCUCCUGCACGGAAACCAGAAUCGGAAAAGUCAGAGAAGGCAAAAGAGGUACCACGACCCGGUCAGAGUCCUGUCCCUAUGGAGACAGAUGAGAAAGGGGUGCCCGAGACAAGUGACAAAUUAGAUGAGCCGCCCCCCAAGUCAAAGGAGGAAUUACUACGGGAACAGAGAGAGGAAGAGCAAAGGAGAAGGAAGGAAAAGAUGGAAGAGGAGGAAAGAAGGAGGAAAGAACGGAUUGAAGAAGAGGAAAGGAGAAAGAAGGAAAAGAUAGAGGAAGCUCAGCGGGAAAGGAAAGCACGGUUGGAGGAGGCACAGAGACUUGCAGAGGAAGCCCGGCAAGAACGUCUGGAACGGAAGUCUGUGGCUGAGCCAAUUGCAUCUCCUGAUUCCACAGAAGACUCCAGAUGGAAAGACAAGAGAAGGAGAAGAAGGGAAGACAGUGAACCACGGGUCUUCACAGCCUGCGAUGACAAUCAGGACUCUCAGGAGCCCACGGAACGCUCGGACAAAACUCCUGACCGAGCGCCGCCUUCUCUUAAUCUCGGGGUGGAGCUAAAGUUGGACUGGAUGACACUGGAGGACUUUCAAAAACACUUGAAUGGAGAAGAUGAGAAUCUCUCUCCUUUAGCCUUAACUCCCUCUGAGCUGCGAGAAGCUGUGAAAAAUGGGAAUUACCUGGCUGUAAAACGUGCACUUAGUUCCAAGGAGGAAUACAGUCUGGACCAGGAGGAUUCUAGCGGUAUGUCCUUAAUGCUGCUGGCUGCUGCAGGCGGUCAGGAUGACAUCCUCAGGCUGCUCAUUAAGAAAGGUGUGAAGGUCAAUGCCAGGCAGAAAAACGGCACUACAGCCCUGAUGCAUGCUGCAGAAAAGAACUUCUUGACGACUGUGGCCAUUCUCCUGGAGGCAGGAGCUUCAGUAAAUGCCCAAACACUGGGUGGAGAGACGGCACUUAUGAAGGCUUGUAAGAGGGGCAAUGCAGAUAUAGUGCGCCUCCUGCUGGAAUAUGGGGCUGAUUGCAACAUCAUGUCUAAACACAAGAGCACUGCCUCUUACUAUGCCAAAGUUAGCAACAAUGUGAUCGUAAAUGAUCUCAUUAAAGACCACAUGCACACGUUGUCGACGGUGGCGGAGGAGACAAUCAGAGCUUACUUUGAAACACGGCUGGCCCUGCUGGAACCUGUAUUUCCUCUCGCUUGCCACAGACUCUGCGAGGGUCCAGACUUCUCACUGGAGUUUACCUAUAAACCCCCACCACACACACCAGGGGAAGGAUCUGGCAUUUUGCUUUUUAUCUUCCAUGCAAACUUUCUUAAUGAGAUCACGGCUAGACUGUGUGGGCCCUGUAGUGUCCACGCUGUUGUUCUGAAUGACAAGUUUCAACUACCCAUCUUUUUGGACAGCCAUUUCAUCUACUCUUUCAGUCCUGUUCAAGGAACCAACAAACUAUUUAUCCGUCUGGCAGAGUCACCAACAGCUAAGGUCAAACUCCUCAUUUGUGCGUACCGAGUCCAGCUACAGUGAAGCCUGUGAAGUAAAUCCUUCCAGGUCAGGGGUAUUCGCAGGAGCCCCACCUCUCCAAGAACUGAGACUUUUCCUACACUUGUAAACCGAUAGUGACAAUUUAAGUUUAGAAACUGAUCCGUUUUACUGUGUGGAAAGAAAAGACUGAAAGACUAUAAUGCUAACAGGUCUAUAACAAUCUCAGUGUGACUUUAACUGCUCUGUUAACUGUUUCAAGUGUUUAACAAGUUUUUUAAGGUUUUCUGAUUUUGUCCGGCACAUUUUGAAUUUCAGCUGCAUCACAUGUGAGGUCAGCAUAAAAUGUGACAUCUGGGCGUGUAUCUAAGGGUCAUUUGUAAAUCUUGUUUGUAAAGUGUUCUUUUAUUUUUCCUUUUUAAAUAGAAUAAUUUAUCACCUUAGAUUUACUCAUUCUGUUUUAAGUUCUGUGUGUUUAACCAGACUACACGUUCGUCCAAUGUGCUUAUGUCUGCAUUGCUUGUGCAGAAUGAGUGAACUGAAUAAAUGAAUGAAUGAGCUAGUGGGUGGAUGAAUGAAUGAGCAGUUUUUUGCCUCCCUGUUGCUUUGUUUGUGGGACCAUGACAAGACUGGACCUAAAUGUGACUUUACAUGCAGAAUAGGUUCUACAACCAUCCUAUCUUCCUUUUUUUCUUAAGAAUAAGUACAAAGUUCACACGCUAAAUUGGCAAAUUGAGGAAAUGUAUUAAUUUAUAUGAUUGGAUUAUAAUUUUAAGAGCUUAUGUUUUUUCCAUUAAAACUUAUUGGGGGUGAUUUGUAAAACAUAUAUUGCGGAUAAGUAAGGAACACGUGAGCCUUUUUCAUCUUUUUAACUUUGCAGAAUAUUUGUUUUAAGCAGAUUUCAUACAACAGAGUUUAGUCAUGACAAAACCUACAUUUCCAGCAUAUAAGCCCAUCUUCUUGUAUUACAGUUCAUGAGUGUACUAUUUACAAAUGUAUUUGACUAAAAAAUAGUUACAUUCAGAAUGUGUAGUUAUGUUUAUUUUGUUUGCUUUAGAAAGACCAUGGAUUGAACCAUGGCAAAGAUUUUUUUCCAUUCUACUGUUUUUCAUUCUCUUUGUCCCUUCACUGUAUUAUUGGUGAGAGAAAGACUGCUCAUUGAUUCAGUUCCUCUUUUGACUACGGUAAAUAAACUGUACAUAUAUUUCCAUAACAAUCAA